Apodemus sylvaticus (European woodmouse) is the source of this 8260-nucleotide messenger RNA. RefSeq names its product CDP-diacylglycerol synthase 2 (gene Cds2). Bases 248 to 1582 code for a protein of 444 amino acids. Gene Ontology annotation, cellular component: endoplasmic reticulum membrane. Lineage: Eukaryota; Metazoa; Chordata; Mammalia; Rodentia; Muridae. Gene Ontology annotation, molecular function: phosphatidate cytidylyltransferase activity. The transcript has 13 exons. The record is from RefSeq and is a predicted model, not a curated record.
CGUGCGCGCUGGCUCGCAGUUUCCCGGGAGGAGGAGCGAGCGGCCGCUGGGGAAACAGCGGCUCCGCUCUCCCGGCAAGGGCGGCGGCAGCGGUGCUGGGCGGGGUCGGGCUCCGGGCUUGCGGCGCCGCUGCAGGGGCUGUGCGAAGCACGGUGGGGCUGCGAGGUGCCCGGGCCGUGCGCGCUGAGCCGACCUCCGCGGCCACUGCGCUGCUCACUCUGGGUGACGUCGCGCCGGGGUCUCCAGAAUGACCGAGCUACGGCAGAGAGCUGUCCGCGAGGACGCACCUCCGGAGGACAAGGAAUCAGAGUCUGAAGCAAAGCUAGAUGGAGAGACCGCAUCAGACAGCGAGAGCCGAGCGGAGGCAGCUCCCCCACCAACCUCCGUAGAUGACACCCCAGAGGUCCUCAACAGGGCUCUUUCCAACCUGUCCUCAAGGUGGAAGAACUGGUGGGUGAGAGGCAUCCUGACUUUGGCUAUGAUUGCCUUCUUCUUCAUUAUCAUUUACCUGGGACCAAUGGUUUUGAUGAUGAUUGUUAUGUGUGUUCAGAUUAAGUGCUUCCAUGAGAUAAUCACUAUUGGCUACAAUGUCUACCACUCCUACGACCUGCCCUGGUUCAGGACCCUCAGCUGGUACUUCCUCCUGUGUGUCAACUACUUCUUCUAUGGCGAGACAGUGACGGACUACUUCUUCACUCUGGUCCAGAGAGAGGAGCCUUUGCGGAUUCUCAGUAAAUACCACCGCUUCAUCUCCUUCACCCUCUAUCUGACAGGAUUCUGCAUGUUUGUACUGAGUCUAGUUAAGAAGCAUUAUCGGCUGCAGUUCUACAUGUUUGGCUGGACCCAUGUGACCUUGCUUAUUGUUGUAACGCAGUCACACCUUGUUAUCCAUAACUUGUUUGAAGGAAUGAUAUGGUUUAUUGUUCCCAUUUCAUGUGUCAUCUGCAAUGAUAUCAUGGCCUAUAUGUUUGGCUUUUUCUUUGGUCGGACCCCACUCAUUAAGCUGUCUCCAAAGAAGACCUGGGAAGGCUUCAUUGGUGGCUUCUUUGCUACGGUGCUGUUUGGCCUUCUGCUCUCCUAUGUGAUGUCUGGGUACAGAUGCUUUGUCUGUCCUGUGGAAUACAACAACGACACCAACAGCUUCACUGUGGACUGCGAGCCAUCUGACCUGUUCCGCCUGCAGGAGUACAACAUUCCUGGGGUGAUCCAGUCGGUCGUUGGCUGGAAAACGGUGAGGAUGUACCCUUUCCAGAUCCACAGCAUCGCCCUCUCCACCUUCGCCUCGCUCAUCGGCCCGUUCGGAGGCUUCUUCGCCAGUGGAUUCAAACGAGCCUUUAAAAUCAAAGACUUUGCCAACACCAUUCCUGGGCACGGGGGCAUCAUGGAUCGCUUCGACUGCCAGUACCUGAUGGCCACCUUUGUCAACGUGUACAUCGCCAGCUUCAUCAGGGGUCCAAACCCGAGCAAACUGAUCCAGCAGUUUCUGACGUUGCGGCCGGACCAACAGCUUCACAUCUUCAACACGCUCAAGUCUCACCUGACUGACAAGGGGAUUCUGACGGCCUCCUUGGAAGACGAGUAGAGUCGCCGAGGGCUGGGAGAGACGGACAGGAUAGAGCGAGCGGGGCAGGUUGCUGUGGCCGCCUCGCUGCUGUGACUUAGAUAAUGAAAAGCUUCAACUCACCGUCUUUUUUUCCUUUUUAAUUUGUGGUUUGUUUUUUAAUCUGUAUAUACUGUCUGUUUAUAAUGUGGGCUGUGAGUAAGCUGUAGCUUUGAGUUGCAAACAAGUCACAGGAAAGAACCAUUUGGGUUUCUUAAGUCCAGGUAUUGAACAACACGAAGGCCGUGCUGCCCAGCUCAGGGUGUCUGCUUGGUGGGGUUCUCCCUGGCCAUCCAGUUGUUUCUGGGCUGUAUGAGAGAUCAUACAUUCAUCUGCGUCUGACUAGUUGCGGACUUUCCCUCCUGGACGGGGCGUCAUGGCUAUCUUGCUUUUGCUGUCCGUGACACUGUUCGUUGGGGCUUCUGCGGGCAUCUAUUGGGGAGCAGUGGAGGGCUGCCUUCUGUAGAACUGUGGAGAGAUGCGUACUGCUCAGGUGAGCGUCUUGUCCAGGCCAAAAUUCUGCAGAGGGCACGCGAGCUUGGCUUGUAGUUUGCUUUCACCGUACAGACUGAAAGAAGAUUUCAGAUUUCUUUUUCUCAGAAAGCAUGAAGACUUUAUGAAGUUCGGAAAAGAAGCCCCUGCUGUAAUAUACCAGAUGUAUUCAGCAGAGCGCACUGUCCUGGCCCUUUCUGCGCCAGUGAGGCGCAGUGGCCUCUGGAGGGAGGUCCUACAGACCACAGCUUUUAGAGCUGAGGCCAUCGUGAUUGUGCUGUGGGUUUGCUGCUGUGCUGAGUUCUUCUGGGGGAGCCCUGAGAGGUGGGGAGCAGAGGGCUUUUGCUCACACACCAUUUGCCUGGAAGCCCACUUGUGUUGCUGCUGUGUUUUGUAUAUAGUACUCUUGAAGUGAGCAUAUGUGUGUCUGUUUAAAAGUCACCUUGUUUCCUUCAUGAUUUCAGUCAUACCCGAAUGUCCUGAGAGUCCCUAUGCCCUGCUUAGAACCAUGGCCAGCCCAAUCUGUCAGGAGGCUUGGCUCUUCUCAAGACUCAUUGUACACUUCUUACGGACUGUGACCAGUGUAGAUGUAGUUUGUACCUGGGGAUCUUCUGCUGUUGUUCAUGUAAGCUGUGAUGAUUCCUUCCCUUCCUAAUCAUAAGUCGAGAUUGACAUGGUGAGGAGCGGUUGGCAGGGAAGGAACGUGGUCCCCAAGAGUGUCACCCACGGCCUGCCUCGGCGUGCCCGCUGCUGAGGAGGCUGUAGUGGCUUGCUCAAGCACUGGGAUCUCUGCUUAUUUGUUUUCAGAUAAACCUUCCUGUGGCCUCCCACCCUCCUGAGAGUCCAGUGUGCACAUAGGGGCAGGGCGGGGCGGGGCAGGGUGGGCCAGGGGCGGGGCAGCUCCCUGGCUCAGCCUUGACGUCCUCGCCAGCCUUGUGGCUAUUUGUUCCCAGCUCCCAGGCUGCACUGAGCACAAGGCUGCUGCCUUCUGUCUGGUUCUGCCGUGUGGCCCUGAGUGGGAGGUUUGCCCUUACAUUCUCCUCUGGUUUGUCCUCCAAGUUCACCAAUUCCGAAACUCUGUGGAGAGUUCCUGUCACUAGCUGCCCCCUGUUGCUAUUAAGUCAUGUCAUGGGCACCCAAAAAAGGAAAUACACUGAAGUAUAUUUUACAAUCGCUCUUGAAGAUUCUCAGUGGUGAUUAGGAGUGACGCUGCACUCUUCAGGUACAGAAGGGCACAGCACUCCCCAGCAGCCAAGACUCACUCUUGGUUGGCAGCAGCUGAGCCUUGAGGAAGCUGGUGUCCUGAAACCCUGAACCCAGUGCUCACGGAGCUGCCAGCCACAGGUCUUCAUUCUUUUCUGAGUCCCCCAGUCUUGUGAAAGAGGAGAAUUUCCCAGUCGGGUAGCCAGGAGAUCAGUGCCACCCUGUGAUGGCACGGCAUGGUGUCUGCCCAGAGGCUGCUUUCUCAGCACUGCAGAUCUCAGUGGUUCACAUAACUUGCUUUACAUUUAUUUUGUUUUGUCAGAAAUAAAGUGUUUGUGCCUUUCCUUGUCAUGAGUUCCGUGUUUGUCACUUUGAUGCAUGGCUUUAUGUUUCCUGCUUUGUGUGAGCAUAAACACUGUGCGGUUUCACUGUUGGCCAGCUUGUAUGCUGUCUGUUCAUCACAGUCUUCUGAGGUAUCUCAGGUGGGAGCCAGGGGGUGGAACCAGAAAGUUCCCCAUCUCAAAGUGUGCCUGUAGGACAGGGUUAGCUACUCCCUGACCCGACACCGGAAAUACUGCAGUGUUCCUUCCUGUAGGCCAUGGAGCCCUGACCAGGCCAGGCCUGGGCACUGCUUAGAUGGCUGUUAGCUUAGAACUGGUGGAAUAAGGACUUGGUGAACAGUGGGGUCCCAGAAACCAGGCUGACGUGAGAACAAGCCAGGGUGUCUUCUGGUGAGUUCUACUCAUGGUCGUUCUCAGGAAAACUGAGCCUUCCCUUUGUUUGUAUGCUUCUCACCCUCUUAACCGUUCAGUGUCAGAAAGGUUAAUAUUUAUAUGUUCUGAAAGUGAAGUUCUGUAAGGAAGGUGGGAAGGUGUGCACAGGGAGCAUGUACACACACACACACACACACACACACACACACACACGCAUGCGCGCGCGCACACACACACACACAGCCUAUUUCACAUUAUCAGACUUUUAGGUUUUGCUUUAUAACCACAUUUAAAAUAUAUUUAUUCUUAGUGUACUGUAGUGUGUGUGAGAACCAUCAGAGGUGAAAUGAAACAUAGAACCGUACAGAGGCGGACCGCGAAAACAGUGUUAUGGGAUUUUGUCCCUGCUUGCUUUCGCCUUGUCGCCUGGUCUACAGUCUACAAGAGAACUUGAGCGGUACAUUUCAAGAGGAUCAACAAGGACCUUAUGCUGGGCUAACUGUUGGGUUGGCAGGAGCCUGCUCUGAAGAGCUUCCUCCAUUCGCCGAGUCUGUGGCAAGCCGAGGUCAGUCCUUGCUGUUGAUGGAGCGGGGAGGAGGACUCACCUCAGGACAGAGCAUCUCACACGCAGUUCUCUGUGGCAGUCCGUGCUCCUCGUGGGGGCACCUGAGGCAGAUUCCCAGGGAAGCCGAUUGCUCACUACCAGUGUGGGAUGUCACAACUAAAACUUGUUGUGUUAGUAACAUGUAAGGCCAUGUUGUCCUUGUCUUUUAGAGUAGUUCCUGGCGGUGCCUCCCACUCCUGCCUGCUGGGCAUGUGUGCAUACUGCAGCUCCUUCCGUGUACAGCCAGGGUUCUCGUCCUUUCCAGGUCAGGAUGAGAAGAACGCCUAAGAGAGGAUGAACAGGUGGCUGGCGUAGGUACAGUAGGAGGUAGUCAGCUGCGGGUGCACAGGGCUCCCGCGAGCGCCCAGAGGCACUGUGAGCUGCUGGAGAGGAGGCUAAUGGUUGGGCAGAGCUCUAGAGCCCUCCUCAGCUUAGAAACACCCUUUCCUCUUCCCACUCUCCCCACAGUUGCUCAGCACCCUGUUUUUAAAGAGUGUUAGCUUCUGCUUCCUGAUUCGGUUUCUUUGUUGAAUGGGCAGCUUCCAGGAGGUGCUGGGGUUUGGGCCAAGGGGCAGAGGAGGGAUCUUACUUGAGGACUUCGCUGGGCUCAUCUGCUGUGUCCUGGGUUGUCCCCACUCCCAUUCUUGCAGGGUGAGCCCCUGCUUAGGAGGAUGCGGUCCACCUUUCUGUCCACUCUAGCCUCCCUCUUCAGGUUGAUGUAGUGACCUCACGGGGGGCUCUGUGCUGUCCUGUGGGUGGAGGCUGUGAUCAUUGGGCUGCUUGGGCAAGUCAUUCUCUUAUUUUUUUCCCCGAAGGUCAAAAGACCCUGGUGCUGGGGGCACUUUAGAGGGUGUGCUUUGGAUGCUGACGUGAUAGGACUUUAGGACAUAGGGAUAAUGUUGAGACUGCAAGGGCAGAAUAUGCGAAAGCCAGAGUUCUAUGGCUAGUGAUCCUCAGAUCCAGUGGCUCUUUGAAGACCCUGUCUCCGCUUCUCCCUUUAUCAGGUGACUGUCUGCUUGGCUCUUUAUCUAAUUCUUCAGCUGAUGAAGUAGAAACAGUGUGCUAUUAAUGAUUGCACUCAUACAGUGCUUAAUAUGUGCCAGACACAGCGCCGAGGGUUUGCAUGCAUUAUCUCCUUCAAUCCAGAAGAAGCUCUGGCUAGGUGGUAUCAUCCCAUCGUACAGGCAGGAAAACUCAAGUUCCGUGCUAGAGAUUGAGAACAGUGUCAAGACGACAGACGUUGAGGCUUGGGUAGUGCUGUGCCUGGUCAGGUUCUAGGCUGCGGGCAGCCUUCACUUCCAGUCAGCUGCUGUGAGGAUUUAAGGAGCUAAUCAUGGAAGCCUUUGGCGAGGUGCCUUGGCACAUAGUAAGCACUCAAUAAACGGUAGUUGUUUUUAUUCUGUUGUUUUAAACUGAGCUCGGCGAGCAGUUUGGCCCACACUGAUGGGCUGCCGGGCAUUCAAGCACCACAUUCACGCUGCCUGGACCUAGUUUGGUAUUCGUGUCCUGUGAAGUGACCACACCGUCCUCUCAAGAGAAGCACUUCAGUGGUCCAGUGGUAAGAGCCCUGUGCAGUGCCCUGCUGUUUCCUGUAGCACUGAGGCCAGCCUGACUGAGGGGUGAUGCAAGGCUGUUUGGCGCUUCUGUUCUUUCUUCCCCCACCCCCCGCCCCCCACCCCCGUGGUCGAGGCUGCCCACAGGAAGAAGGCAGUUUGCUCUGGCUUGGUGGAGCCUGUGCUGGGCAGCCAGGGCCUGUCUUGCUUCUGACCCUGCUUUCCCCAGCCAAGUUCUGUAGUUCUGUUGUACGUCUCAGGAACCCUUGGUUCCUCCACAAAUGGAUAAUUUCAGAAUAGAACAGGAUAAAGAAAAUAAGCCUGAAGCUGAGGGCAUCAGCCUGAAGCCUAAAACCUCUGCCUGUGCUCUGACAGCACAACCAUUCCACCUCUUCUGUCCGUCCGUCCGUCCAUCUGUCCGUCUGUCUGUCUGGGUUGUUUUGUUUUGUUGUUGUUUUGAGACAGGGUUUCUUUGUGUGUAGCCUUAGCUGUUCUGGAACUUGCUUUGAAGACCAGGCUGCCCUCGAACUCUGAGAUCUGCCUGCCUCUGCUUCCCAAGUACUGGGAUUAAAGGCAUGUGCCACUACCACCUGGGUUUUCUUUUUUUAAAAGAACAGGUUAGAACAAGUGACCAUUGAAGACAGGUGAUGUGAAUGUUCUAGGUUAGCAAAGAAUCACAUAGAUUGUUAAUCAUGAAUGGAGAAAUGUUUAAUUCAGUUUUUUGAAUGGACACUGGACAUUGUGUGUGUGUGUGUGUGUGUGUGUGUGUCUGUGUGUGUGUUCUUCACCUUGAUUGAGUGGCAUUGGCUAACACGACCCAGGAGAUUCCCACACUCUGUUAGUAACUAGGAACCUGUUCCAGCUGUGGAGUGUCCCAGAUGUUAAUGAGACAUGCAGGCCUAUUGCUGGAGUUCAGAUACUGCAGCUCUUCCUGUUUCUCUGCACUUGUGUUUGGCAGCCCCGCCCCUCCUUUGUCCUGCCGGUCUGAUGGACUGAUCGAUCGAUCGAUCGGGCAGUCUGUUAACUGGAGGCCCUGGGGUGCUGCUCUCCCAGACCUGGCCAGGCCCAGCUCCGUAGCUCCUGGGUGACUUGCUGUGAGUUCCCUGAGUACAGUGUUAGAAGACCUAACCACACGGCCAGCUGCCCUAAGUGACAUUGUGUUUUUAGGUGUCACCUUCUCAGCCCUCUCUUUCCUUACUAGAACACCUUUUCCUCACUCACUAGGUUUGUGUUCUGGUUCUACUGGCUUUUCUCAAAGGAACACCCGAGGUAGAAAGGGGUAAGGAUGGUUUUCCAGUGAGUUGAAUGUGCACUCGUUAUGAGAGCCCUUUGUCUGAGCUUUCUGCUCGUUCCUUGGUUUGUCUUGGGGCACACUGUGGAGGUUUCUAGGGCUGAAUAUAAAAGGGAGAGAGUGGAGACGAGAGAGGCACUCAGAUGCUGGAGGCCGCAGUUCUUUGUCCAGCUCGGUGACGGCAACGGGACCCAGAGCAGGGAAAGGGGUUCAGAGUCACACAACCAAAGGUAGACUCAGACCAGCUCAGUGCUCCUGGUGGCCAUAGGGACCAGAAAACACCUUAGGAAAUCUAUCCAUCCAUCCUGGAGUUGAGGGGAGCUCAUUGGCCCCUUCUAGAGUCUGUGUGAACCCAACUCUACUGAAGUUUAAACACCUUCCAGACAGCAGCAGGGAUCAUAGUGGCAGACUGAGCAGAGCGCCCCAGGCAGUUCCUCAGGCUCGUCCGUUGUGUGGAGGGAAUGCUGAACUCAGUUAUCUCUCAGCGCCUGGCUGCUUCCCUGCCCUCAGACCUGGGCUCUGGGCCUCAGCACCUGGCUGUGGAAUCCGUGUGACAGUCCUUGGGGCUCCCCAGACGGGCAUGUGCAAGGGUGUUCUGUCAUGCCGCCUCUCAGCCGGGGCUUCCCCAGUCAGUGUUUUUACCACGUCCGACCUUUCUCUCUGCACUUAGGAUUGGUGUUCAACACACUUGUAGAUUUCUUUCAACACAGUAUAAGAAUGUGAUAUAUUGUAUAUUGGAAAGUAUUUACCUUAUUUAUAUACCUGAAUGUUCCUAUUAAACAGAUAAACAUAUACUAAAUUCUA